Messenger RNA from Limulus polyphemus (Atlantic horseshoe crab), 581 nucleotides. It is a transcript of the gene Srp19, whose product is annotated as signal recognition particle 19 kDa protein-like. Gene Ontology annotation, molecular function: 7S RNA binding. NCBI's taxonomy places the organism in Eukaryota, Metazoa, Arthropoda, Merostomata, Xiphosura, Limulidae. The record is from RefSeq and is a predicted model, not a curated record. Bases 22 to 468 code for a protein of 148 amino acids. Gene Ontology annotation, biological process: SRP-dependent cotranslational protein targeting to membrane, signal sequence recognition; SRP-dependent cotranslational protein targeting to membrane. Gene Ontology annotation, cellular component: signal recognition particle, endoplasmic reticulum targeting. The transcript is spliced from 5 exons.
AGAAGAUACACAUUGUUUAACAUGGCUGUGUCGUCGUGGAGUCCUGACAAGAAACAUUCUGAUAAAGAGAGGUGGGUUUGUGUCUAUCCUGCCUACAUAAAUAGUAAGAAAACUGUAUUUGAAGGACGUAGACUGCCAAAAACCAAGUGUGUGGAGAACCCAACUUACCAGGAAAUCAGAGAUGUUCUGGAUUCUGCAGGAUUUAAAGUUGGUGUAGAGAACAAGCUAUACCCAAGAGAAACUAAUAAAGAUGAAUUGAUCUACAAGGGACGAAUAAGAUUCCAGUUGAAGAAAGAUGAUGGAAGUCCAGUGAACUUAAAGUUUCCCACUCGUAAAUCUGUAUUAGUUUAUUUGUGCGAGAUGAUUCCCAAACUGAAAUCUCGAACCCAGAAGCAAAGUGGUGGAGACCAGUCUCACAGUGUACAGGGUGGUGGGAAGAAAGGAAAAGGCAAGAAGGGAAAACGAUGAUUAGAGAUAUCACCUAUUCUUGGUAAACUGUCACGUGUCAUCUUAUAAGUAAGAGCAGCCCAUGAUGUAAAAAAUGAUUAUUCAAAAAUAAAUAAAACUAUCAGUACCUGUGA